Messenger RNA from Syngnathus typhle (broad-nosed pipefish), 1914 nucleotides. It is a transcript of the gene cry5, whose product is annotated as cryptochrome circadian regulator 5. Gene Ontology annotation, cellular component: cytoplasm; nucleus. NCBI's taxonomy places the organism in Eukaryota, Metazoa, Chordata, Actinopteri, Syngnathiformes, Syngnathidae. The coding region runs from base 113 to 1678 and encodes 521 amino acids. The record is from RefSeq and is a predicted model, not a curated record. Gene Ontology annotation, biological process: entrainment of circadian clock by photoperiod; circadian regulation of gene expression. Gene Ontology annotation, molecular function: DNA binding; FAD binding. The transcript has 11 exons.
AUAACUCAACAACGUGCCUGUUACCAAACAAAUCGAGUACCAACAAGAAUCGGUCGAGAGGAAUAAAAGACGACUUUGAGAUCUCACUUCAUUGUGUCUUGUGAACACAGACAUGGGGCACACAUGCAUCCACUGGUUCCGUAAAGGUCUGCGGCUGCACGACAACCCGGCUCUGAUGGCCGCUCUGAAGGAUUGCAAGAAGCUCUACCCGGUGUUCAUCCUUGAUCCAAAUCUCCUUAACAAGAAAAGGGUGGGCAUCAACCGCUGGAGGUUCCUGCUUGGGGCGCUCAAAGACUUAGACUUCAACCUCAGGCAACUCAACUCCAGGCUAUUUGUUGUCAGAGGCAAGCCAGAGGAGAUGUUCCCCAAACUGUUCAACAAAUGGCAAAUAACAACGUUGUCGUACGAGUAUGACACAGAGCCUUACAGCUUGUCCCGUGACCAGAAGGUGGCCACGCUAGCCAAAGAACAUGGCGUGGAAGUCCUUUAUAGAGUGUCCCACACACUUUAUGAUAUCAACAGAAUCAUUGAGGAAAAUAAUGGCAAAGCCCCCCUCGCAUACAACCGCAUGCAGGCAAUAGUGAAGACCCUCGGCCCGCCGAAGAAGCCAAUCCCUGCUCCCACUGCAGAGGACAUGAAAGGUGUGAAGACCCCUCAUUCUGAAGAUGACGCAAACAAAUAUGCGAUCCCGUCGCUGGAUGAGCUCGGUCAUGAUAUAGCGGAACUCGGAGAGGAACCUUUCCCAGGAGGAGAACAAGAAGCUUUGAGGCGACUAGAGGAAAAUAUGCAAAAUACUGGAUGGGUGUGCGGCUUUGAGAAACCCCAGACGUCUCCCAACUCUUUGAGCCCGAGCACCACGGUCCUCAGCCCUUACAUCACAUUAGGGUGCCUGUCUGCACGCACGUUCUGGUGGAGGUUGACCGAAGUCUACCAGGGGAAAAAGCAUUCCGAUCCACCGGUGUCCCUGCACGGACAGUUACUGUGGCGAGAAUUCUUCUACACGGCCAGUGUCGGCAUCCCCAACUUCAACAAGAUGGAGGGCAAUCCUGCUUGCAUUCAAAUAGACUGGGACACAAACAAUGACUACCUGACCGCUUGGAGGGAGGCUCGGACUGGUUACCCCUUCAUUGAUGCCAUCAUGACCCAACUUAGACGAGAAGGAUGGAUCCAUCACCUGGGCAGACAUGCUGUGGCCUGCUUUCUCACAAGAGGAGAUCUGUGGAUCAGCUGGGAGGAAGGGCAGAAGGUGUUUGAGGAGCUGCUGUUAGACGGCGACUGGGCUCUCAAUGCGGGCAACUGGCAGUGGCUCUCAGCCAGCACAUUCUUCCACCAGUACUUCAGGGUCUACUCUCCUGUGGCCUUCGGCAGGAAGACUGACAAAGAUGGAGACUACAUCAAGAAGUACCUUCCAAUCUUGAAGAAAUUCCCCACUGAGUACAUCUACGAGCCUUGGAAAGCUCCAAGUAGUGUGCAGAAGGCAGCAGGGUGCAUUGUGGGUAAGGAUUACCCGCUUCCCAUUGUGGACCAUAAAAUCAUCAGCAAGAAGAACUUAAAUAGGAUGAAGUCGGCCUACGCCAAGAGGUCCGCCGACACUCAAGAAUCGCCCAGGAAGAAAGGAGGUGUGAAGCGAAAGGCCCCCUCCGUUGUGGAAAUGUUGAACAAAAAAGCAAAGAAAUAAGUCAAGCUAACAGUCCUUUAGUUAGCUAUUCUUUUAAUAGGUUACAUUGGUUUAGUUGUUUACAUUGGUUAUACUGUUAAGUGCUUGUUUUUGUUGGUAUUUUGAUAUGCAUGUUUCUUAAUACCUUUGUAUAUGUUGGUGUACUGUGGAAAAGUCAUGUUUGCUUUUAUUCUCGCCAUACUGGAAUGUUUGGGCCGACAUUUGUAUUUAAAGACAUGACAUGCUUUUUCCAUUAA